GUUCACUCACUCGUGAACAACACAACACUGCUGGAGUGGGAAAUAAAUAAAUAAAUAUAAAUAGUCGCCGAAUAAACUGUUUAUUUCGCAACAGAAACAGGCAAUUAAUGUGCAUGAAAAUGCGGACACCAUAAAAGAUGUAAAUCGUGCGUGAAUUGGAACGCAAAUACCAAAUGUUGUUCCUGCAGAAAUGUGCUCGCUAGUCUAGUGCAUUGAUAUUAAUCCAAAGAAACCCCCAGGGUCAUAUGCAUUUUACCAACACAAAGCCAACAUCAUAUACCUAAUUAAUUACCAUAUACCCUACUAUUGACUAACUGAUCAAACAUCAAAAUGGAUGAAGACAUUAUGAAUGCAGUAGAAUCUCUUUUCGGCAAGGAUGUUAAGAUUGUGGACUGCGAGACGUCGUCCUCGGUGCAACAGGAGGAGGUGCUACUGAUCAAUGGGGUGCCGGUCAAACUGGAUGGCUUACCGGCGGAUGAUGCCAGUGCUAUCAAGAGCGCCCUGCUUGAUGGUCAGAUGCCGGCUGUGGAGCAUUUGAAUCAGUUACUGUUCCGUGCUGGACUCGCGCAACAGCCAAUUGAAGUGGAAACAUCGCUGACUGUCAAAUCAUCGCUGACCACCACCGAGGAGGUGCUGGUCUCACGUAACGGGCAGGUGCUAGACGAACGAACUGUGGAAACCAAAGAGCACUUCAACCAUCAGUCACACCAAACGGAGAUCUGGCAGCCAGUUCGACAGCAAAACGCGUUGGCACGUGCGACGCCAGAGAAUGCGUUGAAAUAUCGAACGAAUUCCAAUUCCACAUUCUCCUCACAGACUACCACAGAUGGAGAGCAAAACAGAGCUCGCGAUCCUUUGGGUCGUCAAUUGAAUCAAACUUUUUCAAAUGCCUCAAUCAUGUCGAGCAGCUCUGCCAUAACCGACUCGGAUCAAGUGAUUGGCUCCACCUCGGCCUCCAAUGUGUCAACGGCCACAACACUGGGCGAGAAGAGCUCGAAUAUCAGCAGCUGUGACUCAGGCCACGACGGCCUCUUCCACAGUGUCUCAAUGAGCAUGCCCUAUUCGAAAAUCAAUGUUCGUGACACCCAAACAGACUCGAUGUACUGUGACAUUCCCAGCUCGUCUGAUGAAGCUGACGUCGCGUCGGUCGCUAUGCUGAGCGCGCACCUACAAAUCACAGAGCCAUGUGAUUUAGUUAACGAUUGCCAAACAACGCCAGCUUAUGCCAAAGACUUGCCAGCCGCUGGUAAUCUGAGCACACUGGUCACCCUCCUGGCUAGCUGCAAAAACGAAGAUAUGGAAUUCGCAUUUAUAUUAUGCGCACGUUUGUUUGCGCCGAUUCAAGAGCUGAUGUCGCUGUUGCUUCAGCAGUGUCACGGCCAAGAGGAUGAUCUACGGCGUCUGCUGAACCACUGGCUACGUUUGUGUCCCAAUGACUUCCGGAACGAGACACUGCUUCAACAGUUGCGCAAACAGAACGCCAAUAAAGCUGUAAACUCUUUUCUCGAUGGCGUGCCUGACGUCCUCGACAAAAUUGAUGCCAGUCAUCGCUCACAACUGCAGUAUUUGCUGGCCAAGCAGGCCUCGGCCAGUUCGUUGGGGAGACAGAGCAGCAUUAAGUCGCUAAAGCGUUUUGCUGCGAAUGUUUAUAAAACAGAUAAUGUGAUGACCAAGUGCAGCAGCGCCUUCGAAUUGGCACACCAACUGUAUGCCAUUGAAUAUGCCUAUCUCUCACAGUUACGGCUGGAGGAGUUUAUCGAGUUGAUAAGCAACGGCGGAUUUAAGGUGUGUAUGUCGCAAACAAAAGCCAGUACACUAGGCUCCCAGGGCACAUCAGCUAAGCAGGCUGAGGUGAGCAUUGAAGCCUACGUGCAGUGGUUCAACCAGCUAUCCUCGUUGACUGCCACGGAGAUACUGAAGCUUGGUAAAAAGUCUCAGCGAGUGCAGAUGAUUGAGUUCUGGAUUGAAACAGCAUUGGAAUGCUUCAAUAUCGGAAAUUUCAACAGCUUGAUGGCUAUUUUGACGGCUCUCAAUACAACAGCUAUAUCACGGCUUAAGAAAACUUGGUCUAAGCUGCAAACAACUAAGUUUGAGGGCUUGGAACAUCAAAUGGAUCCCAGCUCCGAUUAUCAGAACUAUCGCUCGACCAUGAAAGCCGCCAUUUGGCGCUCCGAACGAGAAACGGCUAAUAAAAUAGAACGUGCCAUUAUACCAUUCUUCUCGCUAUUUUUAAAGGAUAUCUACGCCAUUCAUGAGAGUCAUCCAACUAGAUUCGCUGAUGGGUCCCUUAACUUUGAGAAGUGCACACUUCUUGGCACGCAGCUGCGUAACUUUUAUAAGUGCCAACAGCUUGAGUGCCCUUACGAGCAGCUGGCCAACGUUGUGGCCUAUUUGCAGAAGGCUGAAGUUUUUACUGAUGACGGUCUUAAGAAGGCUUCAUACGAAUGCGAGUCACCAGUCGAUGCUGGAGAAAAAGAUCAUUACAAAGAGCUGAAAGCUGCAAAGUAACCGAACAUAUGCGAAAUAUCAUAAGACAGAAUUUUCAUUUUUGGGCGAAUAUUGAAUCAAAUCGAGCAUCGCACAAACUUCCACAAAGUUUGUACACAUUAUUUUUUGUUGAAACUUCCAUGUUGCAUUUGCAAUCGCAAAAACGAUAAUAAUCUAACAUAAAAAAAAACGCAAUCGUAUUGUUAAUUUGUACUUAAGUCUUUAGGCUACAAACAGACACAACACACACACACACAUAUUUAACUGAUUGUAAACAAUUGGUUGUUUGUAUUCAAAUUGAAGCUCCAAUAAAUUGAUAUAU
Drosophila navojoa is the source of this 2809-nucleotide messenger RNA. RefSeq names its product ras-GEF domain-containing family member 1C. Gene Ontology annotation, biological process: Ras protein signal transduction. Lineage: Eukaryota; Metazoa; Arthropoda; Insecta; Diptera; Drosophilidae. Gene Ontology annotation, molecular function: guanyl-nucleotide exchange factor activity. Gene Ontology annotation, cellular component: plasma membrane. The record is from RefSeq and is a predicted model, not a curated record.